AUGACUCCCAUUUUCAAGAUUGCCGCGAUUCAACUCUACGUCAAGGUAAGCCUCGUAUCCAGCCGGUUGUUUACCCGGGUCAAUGAGUCAGCGGUCAGGAAACUUCCAUUUAACUUCGAACACCUACAGCCCCUCCGCCCUGCAGAGAACUUUGCCAAAGCUGUUAAAUUUAUCCGUGAUGCUGCAGCACAAGGGUGUCAUCUCGCUGUAUUACCGGAAUUCCACCUGACAAAUUGGAUCCCAGACGACCCCAGAUUUGUACCCCUUUGUUCUGAAUGGGAAACAUAUUUGCAGAAAUAUCAAGCACUCGCCAAGGAAUGUAACAUCUGUAUAGUGCCCGGCUCAAUCGUUCAAACUAUCACAGACACCACACCGCAAUCGCCAGACAAACUGUUACUGGAGAAUGUUACCUACUUUAUCUCUAACACCGGCGAGAUCCUGGGUUCGUAUACGAAAAAGAACCUCUGGGGCCCCACCGAGCGCAAGCACCUUCGAUCUUCGGGCAAUACACCUCACCAGGUUAUCCAAACCCCGCUAGGUCCCGUGGGCUUGUUGGUCUGUUGGGAUCUGGCCUUCCCUGAAGCCUGGCGCGAGCUUGUCUGCCAGGGUGCCAAAAUCAUCAUUGUGCCGACAUUAUGGACGCGAAGCGGGGCGUCUGAUGCAGGUCAUCGAUGGAAUCCUUCUGCCGAGUCCCUAUUUCUAGACAGUAUUCUCACAGCACGCACAUAUGAGAAUACCUGUGCUGUAGUAUUUGCCAAUGCUGGAGGACCUCCCGGGAGAAACUACUGCGGUCUGUCGCAGAUUACCAUCCCAUACGCGGGGCCGUUGGUUCGUCUGGGGACAUCUACGGAAGGCAUGGCAGUAGCAGACUUGGAUAUGGCGGUUUUAGAGGAUGCCGAGGCGAACUACUCCAUACGGGCGGACUUGACUCAAGAGGGCUGGCAUUAUAGCUAUGCCCGUCGAGAUGGAAAGAGACAAUCGGCGGAGAAGCUGUAA
This is a messenger RNA of Aspergillus tanneri, 996 nucleotides long. Its product is annotated as carbon-nitrogen hydrolase family protein. The record is from RefSeq and is a predicted model, not a curated record. The coding region runs from base 1 to 996 and encodes 331 amino acids. Gene Ontology annotation, molecular function: hydrolase activity, acting on carbon-nitrogen (but not peptide) bonds, in linear amides. The transcript has a single exon. Lineage: Eukaryota; Fungi; Ascomycota; Eurotiomycetes; Eurotiales; Aspergillaceae.